AUGGUUGUUACUGAGGUGUCACCAACAGUGGGAGUUAAGCACAAGGUGGAGUUGUCUUCAGAAGAUUUCACUACUAAUGAUGAUGAGGGUUUUGUGGACUCUUCUCAAGGUGGAGUUACUUCACAAGCUAUGACUGAAAGUGGGACUUCAUCUCAAGGUGGAGUGAGCCCACAGUUGAUUGAUUCAGAUGGUGAUGAGCUAGAAGUUGAGUCACCUGAUCUAAAAUCAUUGAAAUCAGUUGUUGAAGGACCAUCACAAUCAGAACAAGAUAGGCAAAAGAGGGUUAUAAAAAAACCUGUGAGAUAUAUUGAGACAUGCUUUGGUUUUGCUCUGACUCUUGAGGACCUAUCAAUAGAUGAUAUAUUCACUAAAGAGGGAGCUGUAGCAUUUGCCCUGGCUGCUGCAGGAAAGCCUUCGGGCUUGGUUGCUGGUGGUGUAAAGCACAAAAGAAUCCACAGGAGAUCAUAA
This is a messenger RNA of Arabis nemorensis, 468 nucleotides long. Lineage: Eukaryota; Viridiplantae; Streptophyta; Magnoliopsida; Brassicales; Brassicaceae. The record is from the annotation of a GenBank genome assembly.